AAGCAAUAUUUAUUUAUUUGUUUGUUUGUUUGUUUGUUUGUUUGUUUGUUUGUUUGUUUGGGCGUGAUCACUGCCCAUAGUAGGUCAAAUGCCGUCCUGCACAAGGUAACCUGUGCUCUGAAUAAAGUGGUACACUUUUUGGGGAAAAUACCCAUCCCUUUUAGUUGGCUUUUGAGAUGUAUGGACAGUUUGGUUAAAUUCCACAGUUAAAUGUUACGAACCACAAUCGAUUUUAGUGAUCCUUAGUAAUCACACUUACAGUAGUCUUUCGAUUUUCCAGGCGCAUACGAACGCCCCACACGGAUAUGAGUCACGACAUCCGGAAGUAAACAUCUCCCAGCUGACGUGGGCGCAGUGUUCUUUCUAGACCGACUUCGUGCGCUGGAAUCGAAGAUAAUUACAAUCAAUUUUAAAUUCAUAUCAUUGGUUAGUAGCCUUUGUUCAUCCUACACAUUAUUUACAGGGGGGGGCGUUAAAUGGCCUAAACCGACGUGGGCCCCGGGCAUAAAUAAUUUUGUGAAGAGGCUCCGUAAAACGCACGACUCUGAAGGAAAAUGGCCGAAGUCGACGAGACCAGCAAGCCGUUCGCGGGGCUGUCGGACGUGUCCAUCUCCGAGGACAUACCCGUCGAGGGGGACAUCUCGGUCCCCGUCGGCUCGGUCAGACAGGAGGACGAAUUCUCCACUCUCGACGAGCCCGUGAAAGAGACCAUCCUGCGGGACCUGAGGGCGGUGGGCACCAAAUUCGUCCAUGUCAUGUAUCCCAAGAAGAGCUCGGCUCUCCUCCGAGACUGGGACCUGUGGGGCCCGCUCCUGCUCUGCGUUACCCUGGCGCUGCUGCUGCAGGGCGGCUCGGCUGACAGCAAAGACGACGGGGGCCCACAGUUCGCGGAGGUGUUCGUCAUCAUCUGGUUCGGGUCCGUCGUCAUCACCCUCAACUCCAAGCUGCUCGGCGGCACCAUAUCCUUCUUCCAGAGCUUGUGUGUGCUCGGCUACUGCGUGAUGCCGUUGACCGUGGCGAUGGUGGUCUGUCGGGUGGUGCUGCUCAGUGGCUCCGGGACGGCGAGCUUCGUGGUGCGGCUGGUCGUGGUGACGGCGUCGUUUGGGUGGUCCACUUUCGCCUCCACGGCUUUCCUGGCGGACAGCCAGCCUCCAAAUCGCAAAGCUCUGGUCGUCUAUCCCAUUUUUCUCUUUUACUUUGUGAUAGGCUGGAUGAUCCUCACCUUCGCGCCGUCUCAGUAAACUGCGCCGGUGUUUACUGGCGAGCUGAGACGAUCUGGACCGCAGCCACACGCGAUCAGCAAGCUUAUUCCGGAUUGAGAGAUCGCAGGUGAACCCCAUUGAAGUCCUUUUUUUUUUAAAUUUAGAUGAAUAAGAUUGUCUGGACUACUGAUCUGACCAGAGCGUUAUAUAUUUUGUGGUGUGUAGGGGCCUCUGAAACGUCACGUAGGCCAGACGACUUGACAGGAAGGAAAAAAAAAAUCAGCAGAGGCAAACUUAACUCAUUUUUGUGAGUUAGACCCGGUGUGUGUACACUGUUACCCUUUAUUGCUUAAUUAACUGUUCCUUGGUGAUCCAGCAUGGUCUGAUGGAAUUUAUGAACUAUUUCAGAAAGCAUGUGAAUAGAAAUGUUCUGUGAAUGUAUAGAAGCAGCUGUCUUCCUCUGGGCAGCGCAGAGCAAGUCCCCACAUUGCUCUCUUGUGUUCAAGUUAAGUAAUCUUGUGUAUUUAGAGUCAGAGUCUAUUGACGGCGUGCAGGACUUUGUGUUGGUGGUAUUGGUAAAGAGGCAUCUUGACAAAUUGCCAUGAUAACAUCCUCAAUAAUUCAGGUGAUAAAAAUCUCAGAAAAGUUGGGAGUCAGUUCGUCUGGACACAAUGUUUAGUGGGAGAAACAUGAUUCAACUUUUCUGGGGCCUUAGCAAGUUGGUUUCUCGGUGAGUUUUAAUACAAACCCAGCUGCUGUUGUACACUUCUGUCCUGACAGUUCAGUGUUCAGACUUAUAUUUUGGCUGGCUGAUUUGUCAUGUAACUACACUUGAUUAUUUUUUUUUUUAGUUAUUUUCUGUUUGUUAUGAUCUCUUCCCUUUUUAAUGAUUGCAUCUAGGUAACACGUGCUCACUAACUGUUCUUUUAGGCUCUCCUUUCUCAAGCCUUUUGCUGAGCUAAUAAACACUAUCAAAUGCAAAAAAAUGAAAAUAAAAUAAUUAUUGGUUAGAGGUUAUA
Molecule: messenger RNA, 2221 nt
Organism: Lampris incognitus (smalleye Pacific opah)
Lineage: Eukaryota; Metazoa; Chordata; Actinopteri; Lampriformes; Lampridae
Gene: yipf6
Product: Yip1 domain family, member 6
Exons: 1
Coding region: 555-1241 (228 amino acids)
Biological process (GO): endoplasmic reticulum to Golgi vesicle-mediated transport
Cellular component (GO): membrane; trans-Golgi network
Source: RefSeq, a predicted model, not a curated record